GUUGCCGUAAAAGCACUCCAUUUUUUCAGACCAAACGUAAACUUAACGACAUCUUUAACCAGUUGCGGCGGCGUAGUCACCGGACGUCAAACAUUUCCAAAUCACCAUACUUUCUCAUUCGUUGACUUUAAUCAUUUAUAAACUCCUCUUCUACACCAUCUUCAAGAAACCGAUUGAUAUUUUUUUUUUAUUCUUUACAUCUACAGUAAACAAAUAUCCAGACGCGUAAAACACCAAGUUUUAGGGUUGAUGGCAUCAUCAAAUGGUGGUGGUGGCGGCGGCGGCGGCGUGCCUCCGGGUUUUCGAUUCCAUCCGACGGAUGAAGAGUUGCUUCAUUACUACUUGAAGAAGAAAAUUUCAUUUCAAAAGUUUGAUAUGGAAGUGGUUAGAGAGGUAGACUUGAACAAGAUGGAGCCGUGGGAGCUACAAGAGAGAUGUAGAAUUGGAGCGACUCCACAAAAUGAAUGGUACUUUUUCAGCCACAAGGAUAGGAAGUAUCCAACAGGAUCAAGGACGAAUAGAGCUACAAAUGCCGGGUUUUGGAAGGCAACGGGAAGAGAUAAAUGCAUUCGGAACGUUUACAAGAAGAUCGGUAUGAGAAAAACCCUGGUUUUCUACAGAGGAAGAGCUCCUCAUGGACAGAAGACUGACUGGAUCAUGCAUGAGUAUCGGCUUGAAGAUGGGGAUGAUGUUGAUGCAAACUCCAAUGAGGAUGGCUGGGUAAUAUGUAGAGUAUUUAAGAAAAAGAAUCUGUUCAAAAUUGUAAAUGAAGGAGGAACAAGCACCAACUCAUCUGAUCACCACCAACUCAACAACAACAACAACACAUCAAUUACCAUGCAACCUCGUACUUACAUGCACUUACCUUUUGAACUAAACAAACCUGAACUUGCACUUCAUCACUACCCACACACCAUGGCUACAUCUCAAUAUUCUAUUUUCCAAUCUCAAACCCUAGCUCCAUCCCAUACUACCAAGCUAUUAGGUUACGAAUACUCGAACCCCGCUAGGGAUUGUGAGAGUGGAAGUGAAAGUAUUAGAUAUGAUCAAGCUGGUUUAGAUGUGGGUAGUUGUGAUCAAGCAACCGCUGCAGGCGGAUUGAAUGAUCAUUGGGCUAUGCUUGAUCGGAUUGUUACUCCUCAUCUUGCCGGUAAUGCGAAUUCGUCAUCGGUUCAACCGAUUAAUCAUCAAUCGAUGCGCGGGGAGAUGGAUUUUUGGGGCUAUGAAAAAUAA
This is a messenger RNA of Mercurialis annua (annual mercury), 1233 nucleotides long. Its product is annotated as protein BEARSKIN2. Gene Ontology annotation, molecular function: DNA binding. The coding region runs from base 250 to 1233 and encodes 327 amino acids. Gene Ontology annotation, biological process: regulation of DNA-templated transcription. The record is from RefSeq and is a predicted model, not a curated record. Lineage: Eukaryota; Viridiplantae; Streptophyta; Magnoliopsida; Malpighiales; Euphorbiaceae. The transcript has 3 exons.